Messenger RNA from Lactuca sativa (garden lettuce), 3160 nucleotides. Its product is annotated as GPI-anchored adhesin-like protein, putative (DUF936). NCBI's taxonomy places the organism in Eukaryota, Viridiplantae, Streptophyta, Magnoliopsida, Asterales, Asteraceae. The record is from RefSeq and is a predicted model, not a curated record.
CAUUCAAUCCAAAACCCUCGAUCCUCGGCGUGUGUAUUAAUGGAGUAUGGACCCGACUUUAAGUUCUUCAACCCCACUUUUCUUCCGAUUUGUGUAGCAGGGAAACGUGCGUCUCAACCCUCACCCAACUACUCCUGUGUCUUCGUUAAUCACUAGUUUGCUUUCUACUUUCUAGUUUCUACAACACUCAACCUAUCGCCCAUUUCCCCCUUUUUUAACCCUUCCGCAAUCGCCACUAUUUGCCUUCCACUUUUGAGCUGUUUUAUUCAAUUAUUACUAAUCAUAAUUCAUCCCCUUCGAUUAUUUAUUCUUCUCUAUUCAAUCUUACCUGUAAUUUCUUAAUUAUUAGUACCUUUUUCCAUUCUGGGUCUGGUCCAUGGAUGAUGAAACUGUUUGCUUUUCAAUUUUCAUUCUAGUUUUCCGUUGUUGUCAUAUUUACUAACACCCAUUAUUGCGCCUAAAAAGCAUUGACUUCCUUGUACGAUAGUCACUUUCUGUUCUAGUUUUGGUUUCCUUUCAGGUAUUGGGGACCGAUUUAAGGAUUUCUUGUAUUCUAUCACGAAUCAGGGAUCUGGGUUUUCAUUGAUGUGAUGUGAAUCGAAUUUGUGUACAGAAAAAAUGGCUAAUCUGGUCCCUGGGGUUUUGUUGAAGCUGCUUCAACACAUGAACACAGAUGUAAAAGUUGCGGGAGAACACAGAUCGUCUUUAUUGCAAGUUGUGAGCAUCGUUCCAGCAUUAGCCGGAGGUGAGCUCUUUCAAAAUCAAGGGUUUUAUCUCAAGGUAUCUGAUUCAUCUCACGCCACAUAUGUAUCAUUACCCGAUGAAAAUAUCGAUCUUAUUUUAAGCGAUAAGAUCCAGUUAGGUCAGUAUGUACACGUUGAGCGCCUCGAAUCAGCCACCCCAGUUCCAAUUUUACAUGGCGUCCGACCAGUUCCCGGCCGACACCCAUGUGUCGGAACCCCAGAAGACAUUGUUGCCACUCAUUCUUUAGGGUUCUUAAAUAACAAUGGCAGUUCCACUAGUAGCACAACUACUUCUAAACUACUUGGUAAUAUCAAAUUGCCCUCCAAAAAGGACACAAACCCCACAACUGUGAGUGUGAGAUCAAAUGGGGCGAUCGAAAGUAAGAAAACUUCAUCAACUUCAUCAACUUUAGCAAGAUCUAAAUCCCAAUUGUCAAAAUUGGUAUUGAAUGUAGAAUCGAGGCAAUCUUUGGCAAAAGUCAAACCAUCAAGGUCAAUUCCUUCAUCUCCCACUAGUUGUUACUCUUUGCCUACUUCUUUUGAGAAGUUCUCCAAUGGGGUCAAGAAUCAGUCAAAGAUCAAAGGAUCUGAUAAGGAAAUUGGUAAAUUGAAUUUAGGGGAAAAAGGGAGUGGGGUGAGUUCAAGUGUGAAAAAAUCUGGAAUUGGAAAUUCGAUAAAGAAUUUUGUUCAGGGUAUUGAAUUGGGGCCUAAGGCUUUGAGGAAGAGUUGGGAAGGUAAUAUGGAUGUCAAGACUCCAAGAUUGAAAGUCAUCAAGAAUGAUUUGAAGAUUGAAGCUAGGAGUACUUCUGUUCCAAGAAAAUCUACAAGUGAAAGGAUUCCAUAUAAAGAGGAAGAUAACAACAACAAAUCACAAUCACUUACAAAGUCAUUAAACAAAGAGGAAAACAAGAUUCAGACACCUGUAAAGAGAUCUAUGGCUUAUGGAGAUUCACUUGAUCAUGAUCAUUCAAAUAAGCAAAAACCAACUUUAGGUAGAAAGUCAACUGCUGAGGCAUCUACAAAUGGUCUCCCAGGAAACUUGGUCAAAGUUUCUCUUAGUAACAGACGGUUGACCGAUGCUAGUGCUGCUUCUUGGUCUUCACUCCCAUCUUCUCUUUCAAAGCUUGGAAAGGAAGUGUUGAAACAUAGGGAUGCUGCCCAAAUUGCUGCUAUUGAGGCAAUGCAAGAGGCGUCAGCUGCUGAAAGCUUACUUCAAUGUAUAAGCACGUACUCUGAACUGCGAUGUUCUGCAAAAGAAGACAACCCACAGCCAGCUGUUGAACAGUUUUUAGCAUUACACUCAAACUUAAACAAUGCCCAUCAAAUAUCCGAAUCUUUAUCCAAAACAAAUCAUCUUAAUUCAUCAUUAGAUCAAGAAGAAACCCCAUCAGAAGAACAAUUAAAACUUUCAUCAGAAAGACAAAAACAAGCAACUUCAUGGGUUCAUGCAGCCAUGGCAACCAACUUAUCAUCCUUUUCAGUCUACACCAAACAACCCAAAUUAACCACCACCACCACCACCAAGACUCUUACUAAACCGGUUCUUGUACUUGAGAGCUCCACCAAUGCACCGUCGCCCAAAACCGCCAAGCCCCGCCAGUCGGUCAGCUCAAAGGCUGUGAAUCCGGCGACCCCGCGGCGGCAGAACGGUCAAAAGGCUCGGGUGGUGGUGGUCCAACCGCCGCCGCCGCCGCCACCGGAAUGGGAGAGAGGCGGUGGGUUUGAUGAGGCGGUUGAUUUGGCACAGAAGUUGAAAGUGGAGUCUCGUGAGUGGUUUUUAGGGUUUGUUGAAAGAUUCUUGGAUGCUGACGUGGACACUGCGAGUAGUUUAUCGGAUAAUGGACAGAUUGCGGGGAUGCUGAGUCAGCUCAAGAGUGUGAAUGAUUGGUUGGAUGCGAUUGGAUGUGGAAAAGAUGAAGAGGAAACGUCUUGUAUUUCACCAGAGACUAUUGAUAGGAUAAGGAAGAAGAUUUACGAUUAUCUCCUUACACAUGUGGAAUCUGCUGCAGCUGCACUUGGUAAACCCUGAGGGCAAUUACGUCUUUUGCACAGACUGAGACUGAGUCCCUGUCCUGUGGUUUGUUGUGAGUAGUAACAACUAACACGGGGUGUAAAAGAUGACUGAAAUGGUUAAAGAUUAUAUAUUUUUUGUAUAUAAAUUACUGAGAAGGUUGUUUGGGGGGUAUAGAUGGAGUGUUGACAAAAUUUGAUUAUGAAGAAAGGCAUUGAAUUGGGGGGGAUUCUGUGUGUUAAAUUUCUUGUUUUGUUUUGGAAAUGUUCAUUGAAAACUAUAGAAGAAGAUGAACAGAUUUAGUAGAUUGUCUACGAAUUAUGAUACAAGAGAAUGCCCUAAAGAUUAUAGGGGAAGAUGUGUUUGUUUUGAUUCUUUUAUGAUCGAGUAAAUUAAUUUUUUUUAA